AUGCCUGAAUAUAAGUACCUAUCCGGCUUCGGAUCUCACUUCUCAUCUGAAGAUCCUCGUUGCCCGAACGCUCUACCGGAAGGACAGAAUUCUCCGCAAAAAUGCGCCUACGGUCUAUACGCCGAGCAACUAUCUGGUAGUGCCUUCACCGCUCCUCGGACUGAAAACACACGCAGCUGGCUUUACCGAAUUCGACCAUCAGUGGUUCACCAACCCUUCGAGCGACACGAUGUAAACCCAUUUCUUACCGUAAACUGGGACGAGCAGCACCCGAAUCCUAAUCAAAUGCGAUGGAAUCCGUUUGAUAUUCCAACAACAGAUAAGAAGGUAGAUUUCAUCACCGGUUUGCGUACUGUUUGCGGCGCCGGUGACAUCCGCAGUCGUCACGGAUUGGCGGUACACGUAUACCUGUGCAAUAGCUCGAUGACCGAUACGGCUUUUUAUAAUAGCGAUGGAGAUUUUCUCAUUGUUCCUCAGGAAGGAUCACUAGACAUCACAACAGAAUUUGGGAAAAUUUAUGUGAAACCAAACGAGAUAUGUGUGAUCCCGCAGGGAAUACGAUUCAGUGUAACCGUUGACGGCCCGACACGAGGAUAUGUACUAGAAGUGUAUGAUGGACACUUUAGAUUGCCCGAUUUGGGUCCAAUCGGAGCCAAUGGACUUGCCAAUCAACGUGACUUUCUAUCUCCUACGGCUUGGUUCGAAGAUCGCUCCGUACAGGGCUUCAAAAUGGUAUCUAAAUAUCAAGGAGCACUAUUUGUGGCCAGCCAAAAUCAUUCUCCGUUUGAUGUGGUUGCUUGGCACGGCAACUAUGUUCCAUACAAAUACGAUCUGGCGAAAUUUAUGGUCAUAAAUUCGGUAAGUUUCGAUCACUGCGACCCAAGUAUCUUCACGGUAUUAACCUGCCCAAGCACACGGUAUGGAACGGCGAUUGCAGAUUUUGUCAUCUUCCCACCGAGGUGGUCCGUACAGGAGCACACAUUUAGACCACCCUACUAUCAUCGAAAUUGCAUGAGCGAAUUUAUGGGUCUAAUUUUCGGACGCUAUGAAGCGAAGGAGGGUGGCUUCCUGCCGGGGGGUGCAUCCUUGCACUCUAUGAUGACUCCGCACGGUCCCGAUCGUCAGUGUUUCGAAGGUGCAACUAAUGCUGAGCUGAAACCGGAACGUAUCGCUGACGGUACGCAGGCGUUCAUGUUUGAAUCGUCGUUGAGUAUGGCCGUUACCAAGUGGGGUGAGGAAACCUGCCAGAAGCUGGAUGCAAAAUACUACGAGUGCUGGCAGUCGUUGGAAAAGAACUUUAAAAUCUAA
Sabethes cyaneus is the source of this 1308-nucleotide messenger RNA. RefSeq names its product homogentisate 1,2-dioxygenase (gene hgo). The transcript is spliced from 4 exons. NCBI's taxonomy places the organism in Eukaryota, Metazoa, Arthropoda, Insecta, Diptera, Culicidae. Bases 1 to 1308 code for a protein of 435 amino acids. The record is from RefSeq and is a predicted model, not a curated record. Gene Ontology annotation, cellular component: cytoplasm. Gene Ontology annotation, molecular function: homogentisate 1,2-dioxygenase activity. Gene Ontology annotation, biological process: L-phenylalanine catabolic process.